AUGCUGUCCUUUUUUCCGGGAGAUGACAAAAACGCCUUUUCGGAAGAUAUAGAAAAUUCGAUAGAAUGGGCCCGAAAUCAGUCACGGCCACGUUUUAUUAAAACUCACCUUGGUAUGGAUUUUCUUCCGAGUCAAAUACACACCGUAAAACCAAAGAUUAUAUUCUCCAUAAGGAACACAAAAGAUGUUGCUGUAUCAUUUUAUCAUCACAUGUGCAAUCUUCACCGAAUGAAUACUUCUUUUCAAAAUUACGUGGACACAUUCUUGGAUGGUACUUUUCCCCCAGGAUCCUACUGGGAGUAUCUGGCGCACUACUCGAAAAUAGUGGAAGAUCCAAAUGUUUUCAUUUUAAGUUUCGAAGAAAUGAAAAAGGACUUCAGGGGGGUCGUUAAGAAUACCGCAAAGUUUCUCGAAAAGGAAAUAUCAGAAGAACAAAUCGACGAAUUAGUCGACUUUUUAAGUUUCGAAAACAUGAAGGACAAUAAAGCGGUCAAUUUGGCACCUGUUUUAGAAAACAUUUCGAAAAUACGCAAUGACCAUUCGACGAGCUUUUUAAGAAGGGGUAAAGUUGGUGAUUGGGUUAAUUACAUAAAUGCAGAGACGUCAGAACGAUUUGACGAACUAAAUGAAAAAUAUUCAAAGUAUGAACUUGUGAGAAGGGCAAACAGUUCUCUUUAA
This is a messenger RNA of Agrilus planipennis (emerald ash borer), 678 nucleotides long. RefSeq names its product sulfotransferase family cytosolic 1B member 1-like. The coding region runs from base 1 to 678 and encodes 225 amino acids. Gene Ontology annotation, biological process: sulfation. Gene Ontology annotation, cellular component: cytoplasm. Gene Ontology annotation, molecular function: sulfotransferase activity. The record is from RefSeq and is a predicted model, not a curated record. The transcript is spliced from 2 exons. Lineage: Eukaryota; Metazoa; Arthropoda; Insecta; Coleoptera; Buprestidae.